CAGAAGAUACCGCUUUGGUGGAGCUGGUGGGACCCAUCCACAAUGAUCUCUCCGGUGCUCAUCCUGUUCUCCGCCUUCCUCUGCCAUGUUGCCAUGGCAGGACGGACCUGUCCGAUGCCGGAAGAGCUACCAUUUGCUGUGGUUGUUCCCUUAAAAUCAUCCUACAUCCCAGGGGAGCAGAUUGUCUACUCCUGCAAGCCAGGCUAUGUGUCCAGGGGAGGGAUGAGGCGGUUUACCUGUCCUCUCACAGGAAUGUGGCCCAUCAACACCCUGAGAUGCAUCCCCAGAGUGUGUCCUUUUGCUGGAAUCUUAGAAAAUGGAGCUGUACGCUACACAACUUUUGAAUAUCCCAACAGCAUCAAUUUUACCUGUAACCCUGGGUUUUAUCUGAAUGGGACCAGCUCAGCUAAGUGCACAGAAGAAGGAAGAUGGAGUCCAGACAUUCCUGUUUGUGCCCGUGUCACCUGCCCACCACCACCAGUACCUAAGUUUGCAGUCCUUAAGGAUUAUAAGACUUCAACUGGAAACAACUCUUUUUAUCAGGAGACAGUGGUCUUUAAUUGCUUGCCACACUUUGCCAUGUUCGGAAAUGACACAGUUAUGUGCACAGACCUUGGAAACUGGACUCAAUUUCCAGAAUGCCGGGAAGUAAAAUGUCCCUUCCCUUCGAGGCCAGACAAUGGGUUUGUGAAUUAUCCUGCAAAGCCAGUGCUGCUUUAUAAGGAUAGAGCCACAUUUGGUUGUCAUGAUACAUACACACUGGACGGCCCGGAAGAAGUGGAGUGUACCAAGACCGGAAAUUGGUCUGCCCUGCCGAGCUGUAAAGCAUCUUGCAAAAUCUCUGUUAAGAAAGCCACCGUGCUGUACCAAGGGCAGAGGGUGAAGAUCCAGGAACAGUUUAAGAAUGGGAUGAAGCACGGUGACAAGGUGCACUUCUUCUGCAAGAACAAGGAGAAGAAGUGCAGCUACACGGAGGAGGCUCAUUGCAUCGACGGCACCAUUGAGAUCCCCAAAUGCUUCAAGGAGCACAGUUCUCUGGCUUUCUGGAAAACGGAUGCAUCAGACCUGACACCGUGCUGAAGUUGUUAUCAGAAUCAAAAUUGAAUGUUGUAUUUGUAUCUCUGCUUGUCUGAGGAAUCUAACUGAAAUUGCAGAAUAAAGUUACUGAGUUGCCUCAGU
This is a messenger RNA of Arvicanthis niloticus (Nile rat), 1179 nucleotides long. RefSeq names its product apolipoprotein H (gene Apoh). The record is from RefSeq and is a predicted model, not a curated record. NCBI's taxonomy places the organism in Eukaryota, Metazoa, Chordata, Mammalia, Rodentia, Muridae.